AUGACGACAGAGCAUCUGCUCACUACCCUGAAGAGCCAUGAGAAGCUCAAAGGCAGCGCCAACUUCCUAUCAUGGAAGCGACGAAUUGAACAGACACUAGCCCAGGCGGGCGUCAUCGAAUACGCUCUCGGCGUGGAAAAAGGGGUAAAGCCCACGGCGGCCAAUCCAAACGAAGAACUAGGCAUCGGCAAUAAAUCAGAGCCCUUUAUCAUAUGGUUUACGGGCAAUGCCCAGGCCUAUUCGAUCAUCGAAGCCACCUGUAGCUCUGAUACUCUAGACACGAUCAGAGUGACAGUCAAUGCUGCUGAAGCCUGA
Pseudogymnoascus destructans is the source of this 315-nucleotide messenger RNA. RefSeq lists its product as uncharacterized. The coding region runs from base 1 to 315 and encodes 104 amino acids. The record is from RefSeq and is a predicted model, not a curated record. The transcript has a single exon. NCBI's taxonomy places the organism in Eukaryota, Fungi, Ascomycota, Leotiomycetes, Thelebolales, Thelebolaceae.